Molecule: messenger RNA, 1695 nt
Organism: Hemibagrus wyckioides
Lineage: Eukaryota; Metazoa; Chordata; Actinopteri; Siluriformes; Bagridae
Gene: galm
Product: galactose mutarotase
Exons: 7
Coding region: 108-1142 (344 amino acids)
Biological process (GO): glucose metabolic process; beta-D-galactose catabolic process via UDP-galactose, Leloir pathway
Molecular function (GO): aldose 1-epimerase activity; carbohydrate binding
Source: RefSeq, a predicted model, not a curated record
AAGAGUCGGCACAUCCCGAGCUGGUUCAGAUUUUGAGUUCCGUUGUCGGAGAGUUAGGACAGCUGACUAACUUCAAAAACGGUUUGUGUUAGCAGACUUAUUCCGAGAUGUCUGAGGUGAAGAAAGAUGUGAUAACGUUAGAAUCUGGUCAGCGUUCUGUUGAAAAAUGGACACUGCGAUCCAAGAGUGUCAGUGUAGAAAUCCUCUCUCUAGGCUGUGUCAUAACCGCCAUCAAAACACUUGAUCGGAAUGGACAAAGUGCGGAUAUAGUGUUAGGCUUUGAUGAUCUAGGAAGUUAUCUCACUAAUCCUCGCUACUUUGGAGCUGUGAUAGGUCGAGUUGCUAACCGUAUUGCUAAGGGUCAGUUUGAAAUAGAAGGAAAAGUGUAUAAGCUGGCUAUCAAUAAUGGACCCAAUUCCCUGCAUGGUGGCAUCAGGGGCUUUGAUAAGGCUGUGUGGAGCAGUGAGCCUGUGGCAAACGGAGUGAAACUGAGCCACACAAGUCCUGAUGGAGAUGAGGGUUAUCCUGGCAACCUGAAGGGUUCUGUUACCUACACACUGGAGGAAAACACACUAAGUGUACAUUACUGUGCCCAAACUGAUCAAACUACACCAAUCAACCUGACUAAUCACUCUUAUUUCAACCUGGCUGGACAGGGUACACCAGACAUUUAUGACCAUGAAGUAAGCAUCUCAGCAGAGACAUACCUGCCUGUAGAUGAAAACAUGAUUCCGACAGGAGAAAUUAGACCUGUAGAAAAUUCACUCUUUGACCUCCGCAAACCGGUUCUUCUUGGGACUCGACUUAAAGAACUUCCUGGCCCUGGGUUUGACCACAAUUUCUGCCUUUGGCUUCCAGGACAAUCAAAACAAGAGAGGAAGUGUGCCAGAGUGGUGCAUCCUGGGACAGGGCGUGUUCUGGAGGUGAGCACCACCCAGCCUGGUGUUCAGUUCUAUACUUCCAACUUCCUGGAUGGAACAGUUGGAGGGAAAGGAGGGACGUCAUACCCAAAACACAGCGCUUUUUGUCUGGAGACACAGAACUGGCCAGAUGCUGUUAAUCAGCCCAAGUUUCCUGAAUCUCUGCUGAGACCGGGAGAGGAGUACAUUCACACUACGCGCUUUACUUUCUCAGUUGCCUGAGACAAAAAUAUACAUAAAGCAAUCUAGUAAAGUGGUCCUGCCAGAUGAAAGGCCACCGUUUCAUCAAAGACACCUAUAAAAUCAAAAAGACUGCAUUAUAAAUUUAAAGCACUUCUAUAUAUUUGUGUGAAAUGAAGAUAAGUUCACAGAUCAGCAUGAUUUAAACAUUUCAUACAAACUUUUUUUCUAUUGGUAUUAUGCAGUCCAAGAUCAAGUAAUUAAUACAAAUGUCCAAUCAUCAUAAACCAUAAUAAAAAUAAUAACUAUUCAAGACAUUCUGUCAGUUGAGUAUUUCUUUCAUUGUAUAACCAGACUGAAAAAAGGCAGAGAAUAAGAAAAUAUCUAAAGCGUAACUGCAGUAUCCAUGCUCAUUUUCAAGUAAUGCUCAAAUGUCAAUACCUUUGUAACUACUUUUUUUUUUUUUAAUGCACAUGCAUUUUUGCAUCCAAUUAUGAUUCAAACUAAAUUACAUGUAAUUAUAUGUAAAUCACAUAAAGAGUGAAUCUGUAUUAUCCAGUUUAAAUAUAUAAAAAUAAAGCUGUGUUGUACAAAA